AUGGCGCUGAAGCUGACUCCGCUCAAAGACCUUCGUGUCUUGAAACACCAAAUCCCAUCGCAUGGUCUAACACCCAACACAUCAAUUCAAAAUAAGCCGCUCCUGCUCUACAAAUCUGCCUUCCCGAGGAGUACAACAGCCUCGGAAAUCGAGUCCCAUCUCUCGUCCAUCGGAGUUGCGACACCGCAAUGGCGAUACACAAUGUACUCGACCUCUCACUUCCACUCCACUUCGCACGAAGUCCUCUCCAUCUCCCAUGGCAAGGCUAGAUUAUGCUUCGGCCACGAGGAUAAUGCGUCGAAGGUCGAGACUGAAGUUGAGAAGGGAGAUGUGAUCGUCGUACCGGCUGGUGUAGCGCAUAGGCUGGUGGAGGAGGAUCUAAGUGGUGGGUUUGAGAUGGUUGGAAGCUAUCCCACAGGCUGUAAUUGCGAUAUGUGCUAUGGGAAGAAGGGGGAGGAAGGGCGGGUUGAGAAGAUCAAGACUCUGGGAUGGUUUGUUGGAGAUCCGAUUUAUGGGGAUGAAGGACCGGUAUUAGAUGUCUGAGACGUUCUUGAGAUAGUAUGCAGACGAUGCGUAGCUCUAGCAAGAUAGUGUAGGCGUGCGUACAGGGAAGGAGGGAGGAAGCUGC
This is a messenger RNA of Pseudocercospora fijiensis CIRAD86, 628 nucleotides long. RefSeq lists its product as uncharacterized. NCBI's taxonomy places the organism in Eukaryota, Fungi, Ascomycota, Dothideomycetes, Mycosphaerellales, Mycosphaerellaceae. The record is from RefSeq and is a predicted model, not a curated record. Bases 1 to 543 code for a protein of 180 amino acids. The transcript has a single exon.